AUGCCGUCGGUUGUCAGCGGCCCAAAUGCAGAGUCCAUUCUCUGUUCCCUGAGCCCAGAGGAGGUUGAUAUGCUGCGCGACGCAUUCAUUUAUAUGGAUCGUGACAAUGACGGUCAUGUAAAUAAGGACGAGCUGCUCACAAUGGUGCACCGCUGUGUGGGCGAUGAGCGCUUUUCCCCACUCAAGGAAUACCUGGUGCCUCUCUUUGAUGUGGCGGACAAGGAUAAGGACGAUAAACUGAGCCUCACCGAGUUCUUGCUGUCGUUUGCAGACGGACCAGGGGUGGUUCCCGCGGAGGUCAUCAGUAGCUGCGUGUCGUCUAUCCGUGUGCGCCUCACUGACGAGGAAAUUGAAACACUCCAGGAGACAUUCCGUCGCAUUGACACAAAGGCCGAUGGUUUUAUUGAUAAGGAGGAGCUUAUUGUCGCUCUCAAGGAAAACCUUAAGCACCGUUUCCCCGAUUUGCAUGACAAUAACUUCAACGACAUUGUGGCGGUUAUAAUGGCCAGUGCAGACACAGACCGUGAUGGUCGUUUGUGCCUUUCAGAGUUUAUUCGCUCAUUUCAGGAGGAUCAAGGUGUGCUACCAGCAGCCUUCUUGGAUGCUGGGGCACGUAAAUUGGUACAGAAACUAACUCCGGCUGAAAUUGAGAUUCUCAAAGAGGCCUUCGCCGUGUUGGAUAAAAACCGCGAUGGUUACUUGGAGUACUCUGACAUAUAUGAUGCUCUGUGGGAGACAAUUUUUGACAGUUCAGGGGAUAAAACCCAGAUACGUGAGCUUUGUGAUCUCAUCAUGGUUACCGCCGAUCACGAAAAAAGAGGGAUGUUGACUUUGGCAGAAUUUGUCCGUGGUUUCAUUCGAAAUAUCGCACUGACCCAGCUUCCUGUUGCGGCGGCUCAGGAAAAGAUGCAGUCAGCCUGUGAGAGACUUCAGGAAAUGCUUCAAAGUGGUGAGCUUGAGCGGCUUUCGGUGGUGCCUGACGACAGUUUUCAGGACAGCACCUGCGUGACCCCCGGCAACCUGGUCAGUGUUCUCAGCGAUAUAUUUCGGGAUGUGUUUCCUUUUUUGGAAGAAGAAACACUUUCCACGAUAAUUGGCGCCGUUGUGGUUGCAUCUGACAACGAAAACGACAAGAAGAUUUCUUUGGAAAAUUUUAUCCAAUGCUUUGCGGAGGGGCCACGGAUCCUUUCGAUUGAUUCAUCCUCAUCGCCACUCUCCAAGAGUUUAUCGGGCGAUGAGCUUCUAACUGUUUCGCAUGUUCUGCAUGAGCUGGGCAAGGACGCCAAUAGUAAUGGGUGCGUGCAGGAGCCGGAGGUUUUGGAGGCCAUCAGAAACGCUUUUCGAUCUGAUUUGAAACAGACGGAUCGUGUUCUUCAGUACGUGCGCGAUAAAAUAAAUCGACAUAACUCUAGCAGCUCUUUGAUGGUAGAAACCUCCGUAAAGGACGGCCCGUGUUACAAGGAUGGUGUUUUGAACUCUGAGUCAAGGGUUAUGCCAGAUUCAAAGGGGAACUAUGCGGUGAAAGAGGGCUCCGUGACAGCGCUCAAGGGAAAUGUGACACAUGAGAGCCCACCAACAGGUAUUGGAGUUCCAGCUCUUCUUGCGACCCGCAAGAAACCAAAUUCGCAGCAACGGCGUCAUUUUGCUAUGAAUUCCACUGCGUCGGAUGCAAUAGUGAAGCAGCAUGCAUUCAGUUACUUGGGCUUCGCCUACGAUACCGCUGACAGGGCUAUCUUUGAUAAGGAAUUGCAGGCGGAGUUCAAAAAGUACGCCGGUGAAGGCCAAGAUUACAUUGACCGUGACAGGUUCAUCAAGGCUUAUAUUUCCAUGGAGCAUUAUGGUUUGAUUCCAACGGAAAAUGAAGCAAAUCGAGUUCUUUCCCGGUAUUGUACCGGGGACAAGGUGCACUAUAAUGAAUUUUGUAUCAUCAUGCUGCAGCGUGCUCGUAUGUAG
This is a messenger RNA of Trypanosoma cruzi, 1953 nucleotides long. Its product is annotated as calmodulin, putative. The coding region runs from base 1 to 1953 and encodes 650 amino acids. The transcript has a single exon. NCBI's taxonomy places the organism in Eukaryota, Euglenozoa, Kinetoplastea, Trypanosomatida, Trypanosomatidae. Gene Ontology annotation, molecular function: calcium ion binding. The record is from RefSeq and is a predicted model, not a curated record.